Molecule: messenger RNA, 1142 nt
Organism: Carya illinoinensis
Lineage: Eukaryota; Viridiplantae; Streptophyta; Magnoliopsida; Fagales; Juglandaceae
Product: leucine-rich repeat extensin-like protein 3
Exons: 1
Coding region: 44-943 (299 amino acids)
Source: RefSeq, a predicted model, not a curated record
CUGCUUGAGCCCAACAUUGACAAAGCUAUAUUCUCACUUGGUGAUGGCUUCGUGUCAUUUCUGGAUUCUAACUUUCUUUGUUGCUUUGUUGUUUACAGGCAGCAAUGUGGCUUCAACAGCUCGUCAUCUUUUGAAAGAUGCCAACUCCAAGGGUCCAUCUUCAGCAUCAAUCUCUCGGGUUGUGCCUCCCUUGCCUAAGCCCAAAUUACCUCCAUUCCUAACUUCCCCACCGGCCCUAUCCCCAGAAUUGCCUUUUUCAUCACCUCCACCGUCACAAUUUCCGCCAUCCAUUUCACCCGAAUCGCCCUUCUCAUCACCUCCACCAUCCGAAUUGCCACCAACCAAAUCUCCAAAAUCGCCGUUUUUCCCACCUCCACCAUCGCAAUUGCCACCAACCAAAUCACCAGAAUCACCCCUUCCAUUGCCUCCACCAUCCCAAUCGCCACCAGCAAAAUCGCCCCUUCCAUCGCCUCCACCAUCAUAUUUGCUACCACCCAAAUCAUCAAAAUCGUCUGUUCCACCACCUCCACCAUCGCAAUUGCAACCACCCAAAUCACCAAAACUGCCCCUUCUAGCACCUCCACCAUUGCAAUUGCCACCACCAAAAUCAUCUGUUCCACCACCUCCAUCAUUGCAAUUGCCACCAGCCAUAUCACCAGAACUACCCUUUCUAUCACCAGAAAUACCGCCUGCUACAACUUCGGCACCCACAUUGCCAGAAGAACCACCUAUUACAAACUUGACCCCCACAAUAUCACCGAUGUCACCUCCCUCCACGCUGCCAAAGCUCAUGUUACCUCCACUGCCUGGCAUGGAGUUGCCGCCUUUGCCUAAGCCCGUAUUACCCCCCAUUACCUCCUUUGACAACUCUACCUCCGGUUCCCAUCAUCGGAAAACACACAAAUUCCUCAGAUACAUCCCUCUCCCCUCCUCCAACCACUAGCCCUUAGAUAUGGUACUUGCUCAUCGUGGGUAUGCCUCCUCGUUCGUGUGAAGUUGGGCCGUUGGGGUACUAUUGUUAUUUGUUAUCACAAUUUAAACGGGAAGAGGCCUUUAAUUUUGAUUUCUCUUUGUAUCUUUUUGGGUCAUGUAGCUAUUUGUCACGGGAAGAUGCCUUCAAUUUUGAUUUCUCAUUGUGCCUU